Messenger RNA from Rhizoctonia solani, 1005 nucleotides. Its product is annotated as aquaporin, Major intrinsic protein family. Gene Ontology annotation, cellular component: plasma membrane. The record is from RefSeq and is a predicted model, not a curated record. NCBI's taxonomy places the organism in Eukaryota, Fungi, Basidiomycota, Agaricomycetes, Cantharellales, Ceratobasidiaceae. Gene Ontology annotation, biological process: water transport; glycerol transmembrane transport. The coding region runs from base 1 to 1005 and encodes 334 amino acids. Gene Ontology annotation, molecular function: water channel activity; glycerol channel activity. The transcript is spliced from 10 exons.
AUGGCUACCAUUCCUCCUCCACGCCCUAUUCGACUUGCCACCUCACCCGAUCAGGCGCACGAAUUAAUCGCCAAUCGUCGUCACCCAUCUCACCAACGUCGAUGUCGUCUCCAUCGAACCACAGCCCUAAACAGCCGACUACAUGACCAACGCACUAUGUUUUACAAUGAGGCACUCGGGACUUUCCUACUGGUAUUCGUCGUCCUUGCGGUCACGGAUAAACGGAAUGGAGCAGUUCCUGGGUUCAUUGUUCCCCUCGCAUUGUUCAUGGUACUCUUGUCAGCCAGUGCGAGUAUCGGCUCUCAGACCGGGUUUGCUUUGAAUCCCGCUCGUGACCUUGGACCUCGUUUGCUCUGCUGGUUUGUGGGUUACGGUCGUGAUGUAUGGAAUUAUCGUGCCCAAUAUUGGCUCUACGCACCCAUCAUGGGACCAUUCGUUGGCCUCGUGGCAGCAACGAUUUACGAUCUCCUCCUUUACCCAAGCGAGGGGAAUAUUUUGUACUCGUAUUAUCAUAGGUUUAGAAAGGACCCAAUUGAGGCCGCAGAGAAUGGUGUAUCGAACACGGCCAGUCCUGGGAAUGAAACCUCGUAUCUGGCGCAAAAGGAAACUCUUGCGCUCCUGAGUGGCAGUGCCCGUCGAUCUUCAGGCCCCAUAGCUCCAGAUCCAGACCCCGCCGGUAUGCAGAAGAACCGUACGACAAACAAGUCUCCAUCUCGUGCUGCUCCGAAAGCGACCGAGUCUGCAGCAUUGGUCGAACUUCCUUCGGCGGAUCUAAUACCAUCGUCUAUCAGUGAACCAGCUCCGGGGAGAGGCUCCAAGGUCAUGCUUGGACCAAAUCGUCUGAAGCUCGUCACGGAUGACGCGCUAGACAGCAUAUUGAGACCUUCCCCUAGACUCGGACACUCCAUAUAUGAAAGGGGUCAAAAUAGCGUUCAAGCCUGGGUUGAAACAUCGACGCGAACUUCCCAGGAGGCCAGUCGCAAACCCGAGGAAGAAGAAACAUAA